Vollenhovia emeryi is the source of this 5835-nucleotide messenger RNA. RefSeq names its product dopamine receptor 2 (gene Dop1R2). The transcript has 4 exons. Lineage: Eukaryota; Metazoa; Arthropoda; Insecta; Hymenoptera; Formicidae. The record is from RefSeq and is a predicted model, not a curated record. Gene Ontology annotation, molecular function: G protein-coupled receptor activity. Bases 1163 to 2584 code for a protein of 473 amino acids. Gene Ontology annotation, biological process: adenylate cyclase-activating adrenergic receptor signaling pathway. Gene Ontology annotation, cellular component: membrane.
GCUGAUACACGGCGGAUGAAGUUGAUCGCGUCAAUGUAUACGUAACAGACACUUUAAACAUUAUGAAUACACUAUCGACUAUACGUAGCCAUUGUCGUUUUAUUUUCAAACCUUAUCUAUCCUUUUCUUUUUUAACACUCAAACACUAUUUUAAUUUUCAACGUUCAGUACCCCUCAUUACAUCGGGAAAUUCAUAUUGCUACGUUUAGAAUUGUUCGAGGAGUGACAUUUAUAGCAUAUCGAUACGAUGAUAAUAGAGAAAAAAAGACGCUGAAAGAAAUGUCCAUUGAUGUAAGAUGAGACAGGAUUAUCGAAGAUUGAAAGCUUAUCGAAAGAAUAUUCGCUAUCCAGUCAAAGACUACGUGGAUCAAUUAUUAUUUCUCAUCAAACCAACUAAUGAAAAUAUAUCGUGAUAAAAAUAUAUCGUAAAGUUCUACAAACGCAAAUGGUGCGGUAAUUUUGUGGUGCUUUUCGCUUUUUGCGAAAACAUGCGUUUACGAAAAUGCAAAUUUAUGUGCUAAUUAAAAAUGUUCAAGGUCAACCAGAGUGCGACAUCAAAUCGUACGUAAUAACUAAAUAUUCGCGCAUUCCUAAAUCGUAUUGUACAAUUCUCAAGUUGAAUCGCGUGACUCUGAACCGUGUGAAAGCGCGUAGAAAAAACGAGCAUCAUUUAAUAGUGCCAGUAUGAUGAGGAGUCGCUUCUCGUUCUGAAAUGGCAGUAUCAGAUAUUUGAAAGAAAGGUAAUCCCCUAACCGAAUGAAAAUACUGCUGAGGAAGUAGAAGAAAUGUUAAGUUGAUCUCUCGAUUAUGCCUGUGUGACGAUUGCUCUACGUAUCGAGAAAGACACGUUGUGCCAAACAUUUUGAUGAAUUAGAUUUACUAAAAAUAUGUCGGGAAAGUAAGCAUUUACAAUCGAAUCGUAGAAUGAAACGGGUGAAAGGGUAAAAUAAAAAGCAGCAAGCUCCUUAGGCGUUGUAAUGAUUGGAGGCAUCUCAGGGAGACGAGAUGAGAGGACGUGCGAAAAGGAGAGAUGUUUGCACAGUGGCAAUACCCUGACGUUUGGUCGUCUAGUGAAAAUUAAGAGGAUCAUCUUGGGCAAUCGCACGUCAGGGUGAUUACGGUCGAAAGACCGUGGUAGUAACACGGCUGCGCACGGUAAAAGAUGAAUGACAGCGAGAUCUACUUAUUGAACUGGGAAGAAGAGGCACACGCAUUAAACAACGAUCUCGGCAGGAGCUUUUAUAACGCGAGCUAUCCGCCGUUCAAUCAGACCUAUGAGGAUCUCUGGGAACUCGCGACAGAUCGAAUCGGUCUCGCGAUCGUUCUGUUGCUCUUCUGCGUAGCCACCGUUUUCGGCAACUCGUUGGUGAUCCUCGCGGUGUUUCGCGAGAGGCAUCUGCACACAGCUACAAACUAUUUCGUGACUUCGCUGGCUUGCGCCGAUUGCCUGGUAGGACUGGUAGUGAUGCCAAUUAGCGCGGUGUACGAGGUAUUGGAGAACCGUUGGCUCUUCACGACGGACUGGUGCGACGUUUGGCGCUCGCUGGAUGUCCUCUUCUCCACCGCGUCCAUCCUGAACCUGUGCGUCAUCAGUCUGGAUCGGUACUGGGCGAUCACCGAUCCCUUCACCUAUCCCACUCGAAUGAGCAGGAAACGCGCGGCGAUUCUAAUUGCCAUCGUAUGGAUUUGUUCGAGUGCGAUCUCCUUUCCUGCGAUAGCGUGGUGGCGUGCCGUUCGUACCGAGCAAGUGCCGGAAGACAAGUGUCCCUUCACGGCGAACCUCGGUUACCUGAUAUUCUCCUCGACAAUCAGUUUUUACCUGCCGCUAUUCGUGAUGGUAUUCACCUAUUACAGAAUCUAUCGCGCCGCCGUGAUACAGACGAGGAGUCUGAAACUCGGUACGAAGCAGGUGAUGAUGGCCUCGGGCGAGCUCGAACUCACGCUGAGGAUACACCGAGGCGGUGUAUCCUCCGCCAACGCCACCGACGCCAGGCAUCUUUUUCGUACCGCCUCGAGCACCCCCGAGGAUCUCCAAGAUCUCGAGGAACCGUUAACUGCUCUUCACAACAAUGGUCUCACCAGAGUGCCCUCCGUCAGGAUCAACAACAAACAGCACCUAGGCAAAAAUUUUUCUCUCUCGCGCAAGCUCGCCAAGUUCGCCAAGGAGAAGAAGGCGGCAAAGACCCUCGGUAUCGUUAUGGGUGUAUUUAUUAUUUGCUGGCUGCCGUUCUUCGUUGUGAAUCUAUGGUCGGGAUUCUGCACGAGGUGCAUAUGGCAGGAAGAAAUCGUAUCUGCGGCCGUCACUUGGCUCGGCUGGAUUAACAGCGGAAUGAAUCCCGUCAUAUACGCUUGCUGGAGCAGAGAUUUUCGUAGAGCUUUCGUCAGAAUUUUAUGCUACUGUUGCCCGAGACGAAUGAAACGGCGGUAUCAGCCAGCAUUCAGGUGUAAACCAAGUCAGUACAUCUCCGGAAUGGCAACGGGAGGGCAGGCGAGUAACGUGAGCUACAGCAGCGUCAGUCAGAGCAGCGACGGCGGCGUAUGUGCGACCGGAAGUGGACUGGGUCUCCCCAGUAGCGGUAUGUGACGGCACACAUCGGCCCGAACAGGGCCACGGCGAGAACGAGCGAUUCGAUUCCGUGAUGCGUGAGUAGAAGCGCGAUUCCAACAAUUGACUUUCACAAAAGCUAAAAGAAUCCUUCUCAUCACGCCUGAAAAAUAUCUCAAGAGAUAUCUCCUCGAUCAAGUGCUCCGAUGUGCUUCAAGAUUACGAGAUUGAUGACGAGGCUCCUACGGCCGCGCCGGAAUGAAGAAACGACUUGUGACUCUCAAAUCUAUAUCUACAUGUAGAUUAUUGUAGAUCGCUAAAUAUCUACGAAACGUGUACUUAACAUCAAUUCAUAUCGCCACGAUUUAAAUAAGUUGUUGCAUUUUCGCUCGCGUAAUCACACUAACGAGCAAGUUAAUGCCUUGUGAAUAUAUACAUACUAUAUAUUCGGUCACCACCCGAGCUCUUGAAGAAAAGAGUUGAGAUUCAUAAAAAGCAACGUGGGGUAAAAUCCGGCUACGAUUACGACUUGGUCAGCGUAAUGCGCCGCAAGAGACUCCACUUGUACAUGUUCUAUUCGUGUUAAAGAAAUCUUGCAGGAAAAACGUCCUUUUACAUGUGCAAUUUUCAAGACACAGUCUCUCGUCUCAAGAUUGGCUAUAUAUAUACAUAUAAUAUCGACACUACCGUAGUAUUGUAAUGUAAACACGUCGAUAUGAAAUUAAAUAACAAUCGCUGAUACAAGAUUCCUUAUCUAAUUCUGUCUGACGCCGUUGAUGCGACAAAAGCUAAUUGUGUCCAUUGGAUAUUCGUGACAAAUUAGAUAGCAUCUGACUCGUUCGAUAGAAAAGAAAUAUAUAAAUAAGAAAAUUGGCGAGAAAAAGAUCAAUGUAUUCCGCAAGCAAUAUACGUGUACAUAGAUUUUGUCGUGACUUCUUUGUAAACGUACAUACUACGCAGGUAAUUUUGCAAGAAGAAACCAGUCAUGUAUAUUGACUAGUCUUAAGAAUGGAAAGAGAGUCGGAGGGAAAAGCAUUUUUUACUUUAUUGCAGUUUAUAAAAUUUUUCAGAUGAAAGGGCUUCCGCACCGGCUUUUAGAAAAAUUUAUUUUAUUUCAUUUCUGCAGCGUAUACCUUUUAUAAUAAUAUCCGAUUAAACACCAGCUAACAGUUACAUAACAUCAAUUUCUCACUCAACAAUAUAAAUGCAAUAUAACACAUGUUGUACAUAACAGUCACAUUGUUGAAUAGGAAAUUAUAAUACAUGUGUAACCGUCAGUUCCAAUCGGUCAGUUGGUGUUUACUGGGAUUAUAAUCCACGUUACAAUUUCCUAGAUUGCCCCGUUUAUACGUCGAUUAACGUACAAUAUAUCACGCAAUUCUCUUUCCGAUAAUCAAUACAAGUAUUGGAAAAGAUUUUCUGUGAAACAUAAGAGAACCGCAAUCAAAAGCAAUUAUUUCUUGUUGCGAUAAAGAGAAAUGAUCCUUUGAUCGGUAGCUCAAGUAUUCAUAAAUUGCCAACUUUGUAACAUUUCUCAGAAGGCCUCUCUAAAAACAACAAAUUAUUAGCUUCUGAUUUUUAACUAUAAAGCAUCUCCUUGUUUUUGUCAGACUCAUUUCAAAAAUGUACGCUGUAAUAUUUUUAUUUAACAAAUCUCUCGCUAAAAAACUUAACAAGUUUACACAUGCCUCUUUGCUAUUGGAAACAAUUAUAUAAUUUGGCUUUUGUCUAUGUAACAGUGACUACGGGACCAAAAGAUUUUACUCUAACUCUUUUUCUAUUACUAAUAUUUUUCGAGAUACAUGACUUGAUUUUCCAUGAAAUGUGUGUCUUGCCAGAUAUAAAAUAUCUUGGCAAAGAUUACUCAACGUGGUGCUCAUAUUAAUAUGAACACUUGAUGAUUACAAUAACGCGUUACAAGACUAAUUAAUACUGUUUUCAACGUCUUACGUUAUAGUAAAUCAAUUCAGUUAUAAAAAAAAGAUAACAAUCGGUAGAUCUUGAACAGAUAUAAAUAAUAUAUCGACCGUUUCGCGUGAAAAUUAGUAAAACCCAUUUUAUUCUUCUUAUCAGCAAGAGAUGAAGAAGCAAAGGAUCAUCAAAUAAAAUUGAAACUCAUCUCUCUCAUUAUUAGCUUGUAAUAUAAACAUUCCAAUGACUGGCAAUAGAUUGUAUAUACAUGUUAAGCGUGGCGUUGACGAUAACCCAGUGAAAACAUCAGCCUAGUUAAAAUGAUGUCGGUAUGACAUCAAAAUCGUUAUUUGACACUAUCUGUAUUGACGCUGUACGCGAUAAAAGAUUAUGUGGAAAGGUGAAAAUAGAUGUCUAUUUGAUAAUUGUAGUGUUAUGUAAGAAAAACUCAAACAUAUUAUGUUGACGUCCAAAUUCUCAUAAUUCACUUUGCCAUAUCAAUUAUUUUUCUAUUUUAACUGUAUAAGUUUCUUCGAUAUUUCUUUGACUUGUUGCAUAUACAUCUUUCAUCUUGCGUUUCAACAAUUUUUUCAUAGAGCAAGUAUUUUACGAUUUAUUUAAGGUCGUCAGAUGUUAGAUGACUCAUCCUGUAUAUAAAUAUGUAUUUAUAUUCAAUAUAAUUUUGUUUUAGUUUUGCACUUAUUCCUGUAGAAAGUAAUUGUUUACUUUUGAACAAACAUCGAAAGUCUAAGUCACCAUCAAGGCAUGGGACGUCUUGCAGUUAAAUUAUCAUCAUUUUGUCCACUCAUAUCGCUCAUCAAUUUGAUGGCAUUUUGACAUCACUUUGAUCAGGCUGUUUUCACUGGGAACACUUUAGCUUCGAAUUAUCAAACUUGGUAUUUUAUUUGACAUGCAAAUAUUAAUCGAAAAUGCAUAUUAUAUUAAAUUGGACAAAGUAGCGAAUAUCCUCAUUAAAUUCUCUCUUCUCCUUUUCUCCGAGCUUCUAAUAUUUUUCUACUUGACCUCGUCUAUUUCUAAAAGAUGUUAUUUUAGUAUAACCUUUCUCACACAAAUUAUUUGUCCAAAGGAUUAAUAAUUACAUUUUAGUGGAGCAAUUGGUGUUUGUAAAAAGUCUAAAUAACAAGUCGUACGAUCGCUCUUUCAGGGAAAGCACUAGAAAAAUUAUUUUUUUUUCUUUGACUUUGUAAAUAUCAUAAACUAAAUAGAAAGAAUCUUACUUUGUAAUAAAUAUAGUCUUGUAUGUACAGGAGUACAGAGUCUAUUUAGAAUCUCUCAAGACUGCACGUCAGUACCUUCAAAAACGGUGUCUGUAACGUACUGUCCUUUAUAAUAAAAUAAUAAUAAAAAUGUACUUCCUA